Episyrphus balteatus (marmalade hoverfly) is the source of this 3236-nucleotide messenger RNA. It is a transcript of the gene TkR99D, whose product is annotated as tachykinin-like peptides receptor 99D. Bases 1135 to 2586 code for a protein of 483 amino acids. The transcript is spliced from 10 exons. Gene Ontology annotation, cellular component: plasma membrane. NCBI's taxonomy places the organism in Eukaryota, Metazoa, Arthropoda, Insecta, Diptera, Syrphidae. Gene Ontology annotation, molecular function: tachykinin receptor activity. The record is from RefSeq and is a predicted model, not a curated record. Gene Ontology annotation, biological process: G protein-coupled receptor signaling pathway.
UAGAGAGACUUCAGUGCAGUUCAGAUAUUGUAUCUUUUAGUGCUUCGUGUAUCUUUCGUUCGAAAGGUUGACUACCUCUUUCUUCAUUGCGUGCGAAUUUUAUGAAAAGAUAUCAAACUUUCGGACAUCGAAGUAACCAUUACGGAGAAUUUAAGCUUAUAAUUUUGAUCUUCCAAAUUAAAAACAAAAAAAAAUAUAUUCACUUGUCUUCUAUUUUGGAGAAUAUUUAUAUGUGUAUUUCACAAUUUUAAAUAAGUUCUCUAUUCUAUCUGUUUAUAGGCGAUAAAUUGUUUAUUUAGAUAAGUCUUUGAAAAAAAAAAAAAAAUCGUUGCUUACGCAUCAAGAUUACGAUAUUGUUUAUUUAAUUUGGCUAAGUGAUUUCUGAUUUUAAGAUAAUAUUAUGGCCUAAGGUAUCUUAUCCAUGAUUGAUCGAAGUUGUGCCUCCCAAAAAUAAUAAUAAAUUGUCGUUUGUGUCUCAAGAGUUCUUAAAUCAAACAAAAAGUUCAACUGCAUCUUGAAAAAAAAAGUUGGAAAAAUAAAAAAAAAUAAAAUAAAAAUAUUAAAAUGAUGAUUGAAGUGUGUACUUACGUGUGCAGCGAGCUGGCAAGUGUUCGAUAAUAUUUUUUUUUUUUUUUUUUUUUUGAGAGAAAGAAAAUAUUUAUCUUUUUAAGAUCGAUGCGGUUUUAAGUAAUAAGUACUUAAACAAAUAUUUACAAUAAAGUGGUCGAGAAAAUAUUGCUUUUGUCUGUCGUUAAUGAAACAAAAAAAAAAAGCAAAGUAAUAUUUUUAAAAGUUAAAGAAAUAAUAUUUGCUGAAAUAAUGGAUAACAAAUUAACAACUGGAUAGUUUUUAAAAAUUUGAAAAACGGAAACAACAAAAACAAAUCAUGUCGAAUGCAAAAAUAAUUCCGAGGUGAUCGAUACCCGUAUUAUAAUCACCUGAAAAUGAUGUCUUAUGUCAAAAAAUAAUUAUACUACCUAUCAAUUCAACAAAAAAAAAAAAAAACUAAACGAGAACAAUAUGACUGAUUAGGUGUGAAGACACGUUUACCUAUAGAUUUAUCCUGAUGAUUAAAUCUUCAUUUGUAAAUACUCAGUAGAAGUACCCCAAAUAAGUUUAAAUUUUAACUUAAAGAUGCUAGAACCAACAAGUAGUCCAUCAAUUGUUCUAAAUGGCAGCAUAUACACUGACUACAUCCUGACAACAACGAUUGAAUCUCCAUUUAACAAUUCAUUCUACAAUCACACCAACAACACAUACAUCGCUGAUGCUGAUGACAUUUCAUUUAUCCUGCCAUGGUGGCGCCAAGUUUUGUGGAGUAUCCUUUUCGGUGGAAUGGUCAUUGUGGCGACGGGUGGCAAUUUAAUUGUUGUAUGGAUUGUCCUAGCCCACAAAAGGAUGAGAACGGUUACCAACUACUUUUUAGUUAAUCUCUCAAUAGCGGAUGCCAUGGUGUCAUCGCUUAAUGUAACAUUCAACUAUAUCUAUAUGCUAGACAACGAUUGGCCAUUCGGACAGAUAUAUUGUAAAAUCUCACAAUUUGUUGCAACGCUGAGUAUAUGUGCCUCCGUGUUCACAUUGAUGGCGAUAUCAAUAGACAGGUAUGUUGCCAUUAUGAAACCAUUAAAGCCAAGAAUGGGCAAACGAUGUACCUUAACAAUAGCCGGCUCGAUUUGGAUAAGUUCCAUUGUGAUAUCAUGUCCAAUGCUGUUGUUUUUCACCACAGAUUCUUAUGUAUCGUCAAAAGAUGGUGUUAGAACUGUAUGUUAUUCAGAAUGGCCAGAUGGAUCAACGAAUCAUUCAACUCAAGAAUACAUAUACAAUAUUGUGUUUACAAUUCUGACAUAUUUUUUGCCAAUUAUAUCAAUGACAGUCACAUAUGCAAGGGUUGGCAUUGAGUUAUGGGGAUCAAAAGCAAUUGGCGAAUAUACACCUCGUCAAGUGGAAAAUGUGAAAAGCAAACGAAGAGUUGUGAAAAUGAUGAUUGUUGUUGUGCUAAUAUUCGCCGUAUGCUGGCUGCCAUUCCAGAUUUAUUUUAUUGUUACUUCAUGCUACCCGUCCAUCACAGAAACCCCAUUCAUUCAGGAAGUGUAUUUGGGGAUAUACUGGCUGGCUAUGAGUAAUUCCAUGUACAAUCCAAUUAUAUAUUGUUGGAUGAAUUCAAGAUUUCGUAGAGGAUUCAAACAAUUCUUUAGAUGGUGUCCAUUCGUCCAUUUAGGAGCAGAGACUUUGCAACGACGUGAGGCAUUAACAUCACGUUAUUCAUGUUCAGGCUCACCGGAUCAUCAUAGAAUUAUGAGAAAUGAUACAGAAAGGUCAUUUUUGUACACAUGUCCAGGAUCACCUAAAAGCAGACGAAUAUCGCACUGUGGCCUAGUACGGACGUCGACCCUCAUGUCCAAUAAUAACCAACAGAGCGGUUUUAAUUCCACAGCAGCAACGACAAAUUCCAUUCAUAUUGGUUCGGGUAACAACAAGGAUGUAUACUCGAUGAAUUCCUUGAGCAAGGAUUACAGUCUCUCUAGGAGCAAUUCUGCUCAUCCAGCGCAACAGCGCUGGGCAUCCAACCGAAAAGGGGUGUCCUGACAAAUUGGCAAUGGCAAACCUGACGUGGUCGUAACUAGUGACAACAAUGCAGACAUGGAUACAAGUGGUACUGGUGCUGGUGCUGAUUCUGGUGUUGCUACGACGACGACAGGAUGUAACAACAACAACAACAACAAUUUGGUUGCGCUCAGAUUUAUGCAACAUGGAAUGUUCAACGAGGGGAAUCAAAAGACGUGGCUGUAAAUUUUUAUAUAUCGUUUGUAAUGUUUUUUUCUUUAUUUUGUAUUCUUUUGAACUUAUAUUUGCAUUGAACUGGGGUCAUUAUAUGGAAGAAUGUUAAUUUAUUUUAUAGUCAAAGGAUAUAAGGAGGAAAAGGCUUGGUAAUCCUCACUAAGAGAUGUUUCCUAUACUUGAUAUUGAUAUAUUUAUGUUAUCAUUUCGAUAAACUUUAAAAAACCAAAAAAAUAAAAAAAAAAAAAUAAAAAAUGUUGUAAAAAUUAUAUUUAUGUAGGUAAUAUGUAGAUGAGAUGUCCUUUUUGUAUAAUGUCAUAAAACUGUAAAUAUUUAACUUUAUUUUUUAGAAAAGAGAAACAAAAAAUUUUAAAACACAUAAGUAAAAAAUGCAUUGAUAUCGAAUCCAUUAUUGAUAUUUUUUUAUAUGUUAAUCUUUAUUCUAAGUAUUUUAUUUA